GUGGAUGUUCUUCAAUCAGGUGUGCCAAAGCAAGACCGGCAGGAUAGGUUCAACGGAGAAACAGUAUUCCCGGCUGCCGUGCCAAGUGUGUAAUGAUCCGAGUCAAUGCCGAGCCUGAGAACUACGUCCAUCCACUGACCGUGACCUGGUAUACAUCGUUGUACAUUGCGCGCACCGCAGCAUAGAGCCAGCUCGGUUGCUAGUACAAUACACACGAACGUGGCCGUGUGUACUGCUGAAGGGGCUGAUGCGCUUAGACCGGAGCCACCGUGACUGGCGGGAUAUAUACCUGAAAAAAGCUGCGAAGGCUAUAUUACGCCGCUCGCAGUACUCUCCCCAUUAUGGAAAUCCGUACAUCUCGGUCGACAAGAGCCUAUUGCGGCCGGAAUAUCUCUUGGGUCGGCUGAAGCAUGCCGAACGUCUUCACAGAAGCACGGUAAACUGGAACAACUACAAUGCCCUCAAAUCGGCAAACGAAGGCUAUACUGCCGCGAUCAAGGACAAUAUCCUGACGAAACAAUUACCCACAACAUGCGCAUCGAGGGCGCUCCGAGGAUUCUGUCUACCGCAAAAUGCCACUCUUACAAAGUUGUUGGAAAGCGCAGGCAUGAUCGUCCUGGGAAAGACGAAUAUGGACGAAUUUGGCAUGGGCUCACACACCAUCAACUCUGCGUUCGGAGCUUCAUCCAAUGGUGACCCUCGACGACCAGGCGCUUUAUCAGUCGGUGGAAGUUCUGGUGGGAGCGCGCUUGCUGUUGCUCAAGAUCUCGCCCACAUUGCAAUCGGCACCGAUACAGGAGGUUCGAUUCGAUUGCCGGCGGCCUACAUGAGUCUGAUUGGCUUCAAGCCAUCCUACGGGAUGAUAUCACGCUUUGGCGUUGUCCCUUACGCGAACUCACUAGACACCGUGGGCAUCAUCGCAAAGUCCGCAGCAGACAUUCGGCUCACUUUCGAUAUCCUCCGCAGACCGGACGCGAGUGACCCUACCUGUCUGACUGCUGAAUCCCGAAAGCGAAUACAAAUCACUAAAAAUCGUCGCAGGGCGUCUGUCCUAGAGUCCAACAUCAACGUCACGCCUGCCUUCAGUCCCCGAGACGGAAUAGCUCCUCCGAAGCAGCGGGCUUGGGCACGAAGCCACUUUGAUUUCCAACGAAGCUUUGCGCGACGAAUUGGCGUUCCCAUAGAAUACAACAUCGCCGAGAUGCAUCCGCUUGUCCGCUGGGCCUGGACUGCCACAUUAAGUCACCUGCAGAUGUACGGGUUCGAGAUUGUACCGAUUUCUCUGCCAUCCACCAAGCAUGCGCUUUCGUCUUACUACGUGCUUGCCCCUGCCGAAGCUUCGUCCAACCUAGCCAAAUAUGAUGGUGUGCGGUAUGGUGCAGAGCGAACACGUCCUUCCGAUGAUGAUGCUGGUGCCCUUUAUUCCGGGUAUCGUGGCGACAACCUGGGUCCUGAAGUUAAGAGGAGAAUUCUGCUAGGAACGUACAGUCUGAGCGCCGGUGCGAUGGACAACUAUUUCAUCCAGGCCCAGAAGAUCCGGCGCAUGGUACAAAAGGACUUCGACGCCGUUUUCAGGAUGCCACAUCCCUUCCAGGAUGAUGCACCCUUUAACAAGCACGGCGUGGACAUGAUUGUUGUUCCUACAGCUCCCACUCCUCCCCCCCAUGUUCGAUUCUUGAAGGACGCAAGCCCUGUCGAGUCGUACAUGAAUGACGUUUUCACCGUGCCUGCCAGUUUGGCGGGGCUUCCAGCAAUUUCGGUGCCGGGACCACGCCAUCCUGACUAUCCAUGGAAAGCCGAACGAGCGGUCGGUAUUCAGGUGAUCGGACAAUACGGGGAUGAUUUCUCAGUCAUCUACUUUGCCCAGAACUUCCUCACCAACUUUCACAACAUGAAGACGCUGGACCGUCUGCAGCAUGACAAGAUGUUCCAGGAGAGCCCGCUUACUAGGUAGGUAGUGUUGGCAAUAUUUGGCAUUGUAUUGGGCGGCCUCCUGCUGUACAAAAUGUAAAAAUACAUGAUAAUGAUACCACACCACAAUCUUCCGGUGCCCUCCCCAUGGUCAUCACAAUAGACCUCUUCUCGUUAACUGGACCUGCACGUCAUCAACAACGAUUCGCCAAGGACUGUUUUCCUGUCCUGAUUCGGAAACCGUCUUUGGUACUUUACUUCGCGGACUCUCUACAGCCCAUCCAUCAACCUUCACUUUCACUCUAACAUCAACUCGCGUCUAUCACAUUUCUUCACUCACAACCACUCACUUCAUCAACCAAACCCAGCUCUCUCUUGACGAUCUCUCGUUUGUUGCAUCCUGUCGUUGCCAAAAUGGAACCCUCCGCGCCCUAUGUCUUCACCAUGGUGAUCCUCGGCGCCAUUGUUUCCGUCAUUGCUGGCUUUGUGAUCCUCGAAUGGAUCAUCAAGCGCCGCACCGCACCCAGUGAGGGAAGACACACCCCCACCUCUCCUGUCUGAACAAGGACCAGGUCUCUCUCUCCAGUCAACUUUCAUUCCGGUUCAGCAUUACCCCUAACACUAUUUGUGCGGUUCAAAAUUCAGUCAACAAUCAAAUCAAUCAAUCAUCGGCACAGCACCGCUUCUGUGUUACGGACUAGUAUGGACGGCUACGAAAUGUGCAUAAGAGUUUUGAGUGAUGGAAUGGACAAUCAAUUGAGUUGUGCGAUGGAAAAAACCAGGAUCUCAGCCAGUUCGUGGCAUAGAAUCCUCACAUGAGGCCUUGUUUGAAACUGUGAGCAGCGUGGAUGUCACCUUUAGCUAGUCUAGUUCUCAGACCAAUGAUACCCUUCGGCUGCUCACGCCUGUGAAAGAAUCAUCUCCUUUCGUAGGUACCAUCCAAUGCUGUUCAACUCUAAAUCAAUGCAGGUGCGCCAACUCCGAUAGACCCUAUCGACCAGAAAGACUUUUCACCAAGUUUUCGAAUUCGUCAACGUGCCUGCCUGGAUUCAAUGCCAACUCUGAUUGAACUGCAACUGCAUGAACCCUGCACAAUCUCCUUUUCUCCUCAUUGAAUGCUUCAGCCAGAAGUAACACUUGUCAGUCAGUAAUCGACUUCAGUCUUCUCGCAUUCUCAAGGUCUCAACCCAGCUCUACGCAUCUCAUCCAAAUCGGCAUUCUCCAACCAACUGCGCAAUUGGCCAAACAGCGCCGCCGCAAACAGCGGAGGCACAGCAUUUCCAAUCUGCCGUCGUUGCUGUGUGGGGUUUCCAUCGAAAAGAAAGUCAUGUGGGAAAGUCUGUAGACAGGCAUGUUCACGAACAGUGUAAGUCCUCAGUCCACUUGGAUGAUACACAUUGUCACCACCACCGCCGGUCGUGAUGGUGCCAGCUAAGCCGUUCGCAUCGAUGGCAGGCCUGGGGUGAUCGAAAAAACGAGGCAGCUCAUGGUCGGCAGCACGCCGGUCGAGACCAAAAAUGGCGGCUGCGAUGGACGGUAGUGGCUGGAGACCUGGCUCGGUUCCAUGGGUGGGUGCCAGAAAGGGGGGCAAUUUCUCUCCGGGUCUAGAAAUAAGUUGUCAGCAAACAAAACACGCCUCUCCUCCAAAGACUGCCUUGAUAUUCUGUGUACUAACCCUGAAGCAAUCACAAUCAACCGGUCUCU
Molecule: messenger RNA, 3615 nt
Organism: Exophiala dermatitidis NIH/UT8656
Lineage: Eukaryota; Fungi; Ascomycota; Eurotiomycetes; Chaetothyriales; Herpotrichiellaceae
Product: aspartyl-tRNA(Asn)/glutamyl-tRNA (Gln) amidotransferase subunit A
Exons: 3
Coding region: 248-1954 (568 amino acids)
Biological process (GO): glutaminyl-tRNAGln biosynthesis via transamidation; mitochondrial translation
Cellular component (GO): glutamyl-tRNA(Gln) amidotransferase complex; mitochondrion
Molecular function (GO): glutaminyl-tRNA synthase (glutamine-hydrolyzing) activity
Source: RefSeq, a predicted model, not a curated record